Messenger RNA from Malassezia vespertilionis, 2220 nucleotides. It is a transcript of the gene HDA1, whose product is annotated as histone deacetylase. Bases 1 to 2220 code for a protein of 739 amino acids. The transcript has 2 exons. Gene Ontology annotation, biological process: chromatin organization. The record is from RefSeq and is a predicted model, not a curated record. Lineage: Eukaryota; Fungi; Basidiomycota; Malasseziomycetes; Malasseziales; Malasseziaceae. Gene Ontology annotation, molecular function: histone deacetylase activity. Gene Ontology annotation, cellular component: histone deacetylase complex.
AUGGCCUCCUUUGGGGCGAGGGCCAUGUCCCUUUUUGGGCGCGCAGCGUCGCCGGAGGAGGAGCACGACACUGCGACCUUUGAAGCGAUGGCACAGAGUGCACCUGAAUCGCUGGGCUUUGAUUCCACGAUGCUCAGCGAGACACCGAUUGUGUUCCCAAGCAUGGUCACGUUGAAUCCUAUGGAGCCGCCAAUGUCGGUUGAUUCCCUCGCCCUCGACGCAAACGAGGCUAAGCUGCAAGAAAAAAAGGGACUAGUGGGCAGUACAGGUAUUGUAUACGACACACGCAUGAUGUUGCAUCGGGUUCCUGUCGGUGAUCAUCCCGAGCGCCCCGAGCGCAUCGCCAAGAUUUUCGACCUGCUCGAGCAGCACGGCUUGGUCGCGCGCAUGGUCCGCGUGCCAGCGCGUGAGGCGCUGCGUAGUGAAGUGGAACUGGUCCACGAAUCUCAUUUAUGGUCUGACUUUGAGCGUCUCGUCGAGCUUACCCUAACAGCAGCAUUGCCGCCGGAGGAGCUUGCAGCAUACAAUGAAGCGCUCGAUAAAUCCGCUUCCUUGUAUCUAAACAGCUACUCGACACUGAGUGCGCGUAUAUCGUGCGGGAGUGUGAUUGAAAUAUCCGACUGGGUCAUUACGGGCAAGGUGCGGAAUGGCUUGGCUGUCGUACGUCCGCCUGGACAUCACGCAGAGCCGCAAUCCGGGACUGGUUUUUGCUUGUUUAACAAUGUUGCCGUCGCCGCCCAGUCUAUGCUUGAACGGUUCAAAGAAGGACCACAUCGGGUGCAGCGCAUCAUGAUUGUCGAUUGGGACGUGCACCACGGGAAUGGCACACAAAAAGCAUUUUGGAACAAUAAAGAUGUGCUCUACGUAUCGCUCCACCGCUACGAAAACGGCACAUUUUACCCUUGCACACACUACGGCAACUACGACCAAGUCGGCGGGCCAGGUGCGCUGGGCACCUCGCUCAAUAUACCAUGGCCGUGCAAGGGAAUGGGCGACGCGGACUACAUGUGCGCGUUUCAAAAAUGCAUUAUGCCGGUCGCAUACGAGUAUGCACCGGAUCUGGUCAUUGUUAGCGCCGGCUUCGACGCGGCGCUGGGCGACCAGCUGGGCGAGUGCUGCGUCACGCCCGCAGGCUAUGCCCACAUGACCCACCAACUGGCUGCACUCGCAAACGGCCGCAUGGUUGUCGCACUCGAGGGCGGCUACAAUUUGACAUCCAUCUCCAACUCGGCGCUUGCUGUUGCACAAACGUUGCUCGGCGAAGCGCCGCCCAUGCUGGCGCCGCAGGUGUGCAGCUCCGCUGCAGCAUCGACGGUCGAGACGGUGAUUCGCGUGCAAGCGCCGUACUGGGACUGCUUAGCGGCGACGUUGCCCUACAUGCCCUGCGCCCCUCCAAAAGCCCUUGAGAUCGAUCCGCGCGCAGCCAUGGCCGUGCAGCGGAGUAGCACAAUGUGGGAGCGGUACAAUAUGGUCAACCUGCCAGCCAAGGGGCCGCACCAAGCGCCGUUUGCGCCGAACCAGAUCCUUUGCUCGAGGUCAGUAAUGAGUGCCGAUGUCUCUGUGCUCGUUUUGUAUGUACACGACAAUGGCCCGCUCCACUAUCGCGACCCCUACCAGCAGAAUGCGCCGGGUGAUCCGUCCACGUUUGUGGUGGAGAGCACUUGUUUGGUCGCAGACUGGGCCGCGGAGCGCGGAUUUGCCUACGUGGAUUUCAAUACACUCGCCAUGUUUCCUGCCCGCAAUUGGGAAAGCUCGAAUCAGAUUGCGGCGGUGGUGCCGCAAGAUACACCGCAAGAGCAGUCCGUCUUUGAGCAGCUGCAGCACACAUGGGCUAAUUUCGUGUCUCUCAGCCCUGCGAAGCACAUCGUGCUGAUUGGCCAAGGUACGGGAUGCAAGGCCACGAUGCGGCUGGUUAGCGAUGCCAAGACGCAGCGCAGAGUCACUGCUGUGGUGCAGGUUAUGGGCUACAAUCCUGUGCCGCACAUGUACAAGCCGCGAGCGCUGAAGCAGUGGUACUACGAUCAUUCGCUCGUCCUUUGCCCCAACCAUCACCCAUUCUGUGUGUUGGGCGAGCACCUUGGCACUUCAUACAGGCCAGGGUGCGUAGUGCAGUCUGGCGAGGCCAAUGCAGAGGCUUUGCUGUGGACAGACAAGGCGCGCAUCCUCGAUUUCAUCGCACAGCAGCUAGACGACGCUGCAGAUGCAAGGCGUGUCGAAUAA